This is a messenger RNA of Cryptomeria japonica (Japanese cedar), 3014 nucleotides long. RefSeq names its product protein unc-13 homolog. The transcript is spliced from 5 exons. The record is from RefSeq and is a predicted model, not a curated record. The coding region runs from base 319 to 2766 and encodes 815 amino acids. Lineage: Eukaryota; Viridiplantae; Streptophyta; Pinopsida; Cupressales; Cupressaceae.
CUUCUGUCAUGCCAAUUUCCUUAAAAUUUCUUCCCUCUGCUCUUUGUAGCAACUUUCUUGGGCUUAGACACCAGGCCCGAAGGGUAUUAUAGUACCAAAGUUUUCUAGAACCUGCACCUGGCUUACAUACCAGGGUUGAAGACUAUUAUUAAGUUACCUGCUGCCUCAAUCAAUGUUUUCACCUGCCAUUCGGACAUGGUAGACCGUAGCCAAAAACAAACUUGUUGGACAGUAUAUAACUGAAGUGGAAAGCGGGCAGACACUGUAGUUCUUCCACUCGAACUACUACAACAACUAAAACCUUCAGAUUUUUUUGAUAUGCGUGAGUAUCAUGCAUGGCAGAAGCGCCAGCUGAGAAUCCUUGAGUUGGGUAUUCUAGUACAUCCUUAUGUUCCUUUGAAACAUUCCAGUAUUGCUGCAGUAAGGCUCAGAGAAAUAAUACGGGGAGCAGAUGAUAAACCUAUUGAAAUGGGAAAGGAUUCGGAGACCAUGCAAGAAUUGCACAAUUUAGUUGUUGAAUCAGUUUGCAGGUCAAAUGAUGGGACUUCAUCAAAGUUUUUCCAUUGGGUUGAUGCCUUUCCUCUAAAUUUACACCUCUACCUUAUGCUCCUUGGAUCUUGCUUUGACCGUACACAACAGACAACUGUUAUUGAAGAGAUUGAUGGGGUGAUGGACGUGAUAAAGAAGACUUGGGGAGUCCUAGGGUUCAAUCAGAUGCUUCAUAACAUUAGUUUUACAUGGAUUCUCUUCCAACAAUUUGUGGCUACAGGCCAAAUAGAAUUAGAUUUUCUCGGAGCGGUAGAAAGUCAGCUAGCAGAGGUUGGCAAGGAUGCAAAAGAAGCCAAAGAUCCUCUCUACAUGAGGGUCCUCAAUUCUACACUGGAUUCAAUAUUGGAAUGGGCAGAGAAGAAACUUCUUUUUUAUCAUGAUACAUUUCAUACCAAUGGACCCGAGUUUAUGCAGAAUGUUCUUGGUCUUGCAUUGGCAACUGUUAAAAUCUUAGUUGAGGAUGUUCAUCAGGAGAACAAAGAGAAGCUGGACAUUUCACGCAAUAGGAUUGAUAUCUACAUUCGUUCAUCCCUCCAGAGUGCAUUUGCUAAGAAGGUAGGACAGGUAGAUGCAAGAAAUACACUUUUCAAAGGACAGGGAAUGCCAAAUCCAGAUCUUUUGAUAAUGGCACGAGAUACUUGGGAACUUGCGAGGAAAGAGAAGGACACUUUUAGCCCAGUGUUGAAGUUGUGGCACCCCUUUCCAUUAGGCAUUGCUGCUGUUACUCUUCAUUCUUGCUAUGGAAGAGACCUGAAACGGUUCCUAUCAGGUGUUACAACAUUGACACCUGAGGCUAUUCAAGUAUUUCUCUCUGCAGAAAAUUUAGAGAAGGAACUAGUCCGGAUUGCUGUUGAAGACUCAGUGGAUUGUGAAGAUGGUGGAAAAGCGGUCAUGCAGGAAAUGUCACCCUAUGAGGCUAAUUCUACCAUUGCAUACUUAACGAAAAUAUGGAUCAAAGAGAGACUAGACAGACUCCAGGAAUGUGUGAACGGUAGUAAAAAGCAAGAGGUAUGGAGUCCAAAGAGUGCCCAGGAGCAAUAUGCAUCAUCAGCAGUGGAAGUUCUAGCUAUUAUUAAAGAUUCAUUAGAUGCAUUUUUUAAGUUUUCUAUACCUAAUCAGUUGGACUCUCUUCUUUACCUUGUUUCUGGACUUGAAAGAUCUCUACAAUGCUAUAUUUCCAAUGCAAAAUCUGGAUGUGGAUCCAAGAAUAGUUAUCUCCUGUCUUUUCCGUCACUGACAAGAUGCAAGAAGGAAACAAAGUGUUUUGGCCUGUGGAAAAGGAAGAAGAAAUCCCCUGUAUUUCAGAAAAGCAAAAGCAGCAGAGGUUCGAAAUGUUUAAAGACCCCAAUCUUUCGUAGAAGCAAAAGUUUGGGAGGGUCAGUAAGUUGUUUACAGUCUACUAAAGGUGCUACAUUUGGUUUGGCACAAUUGUUUGUUCGCAUGAAUACCUUGUAUCACAUUCAAUCUGAACUCAAUUCGCUAGACCAAGUUAUAUCUCAUGGUCCAAAAAAUCAUAUCCCAAAUGAAACUAGCCUUUCAGAUUCAACUCCUAAGGCUGCAUUGAGUCUGCUUGAGAUCAAUUUUAAUCAUGCUCGAGCUGAUAUAGAGGAUGGAAUUCAGAAGCUUUGUGAAUGUGCAGCCUACAAGGUUGUUUUCCAUGAUUUGAGGUGUGUUCUAAUUGAAGGCUUAUAUAAUGGAGGUGUGUCAACUUCUAGAAUCGGCCCUGUUCUCAUAAAACUUGAACUAAAUCUACAGAUCAUAAAAAAUUCAGUCAAAGACAAAAUGUGGGAUUGCAUAAUUGAUGCGUUAACGAAGACUACAUUUGAAGGAUUUCUUUCAGUAUUGCUGGCAGGAGGUCCGACUCGUGUAUAUUCAAAACAUGAUUCUCAAAUGAUUGAGGAAGACUUAAAGUCUCUUAAAGACCUGUUUAUAACUAGUGGGGUGCCAUCGGAAAUGGUAGAAAAUGCAGCAACAAGCACUUCAAAAAUUUUGCUCCUGUUUUCUUCCAAUACAGAAGAUAUUAUCAAAAAACUCAAAGCUGCACUUUUUGAAGCAACUGGACGAAGUUCAACCACGUCAAGGUUACCUCUACCUCCUACAUCAGGUGUAUGGAGCUUGACAGACCCAAAUACUAUUUUGCGUGUCUUAUGUUAUCGAAAUGAUUAUUUGGCUUCACACUUUCUGAAGAAAACUUAUCGCCUACCAAAAAAGAUUUAACAAUUGAUACAGCCAGUCUGUAGUCUGAAUGUGAUCCCUUGUGUAUUUUUCAUAACAUAUAAUCAAUAUAGAGUGAAUUUGGAAAUCAUUUGUCAAUGGAACCAAAUGAUUUAGGAAGAAGAAAAGGCAGUUGGACUGUCUCAAAAAGGCUACUGAAAGGAGUUCUCUUGUAAAAAAUUUCACUUGGUUUAUCACAUUAGAAGAUUGAUUAUUCUUUGAUAUGUUCGGCUGUCAUAUUCCUCCUUAAC